AUGCCGCACGUGCUGCUGAACAAGAUAAAUGAACUAUCGAUACUGCGUGCUCUGGAAAGUGGGCAAUACCUCAGCAUGGCUUUUCGCUCGUGGGAUCUGUACGAGUUUCCGCUAUUGCAGCGCACGACUAAACAUUCGUGGGCCAUUAAGACUGCUACUCAGCUCAAGAAGCCGGGGUACGUCGUCUUCGCUCUGCAGGCUGGUCGGAAGAACAUCAUGCUCGAAGAUACGAGCCGAUUUGAUCAUUGCAAACUGACGAACGUAAAACUGUAUCUAAACUCGCAAUGUUAUCCGUACGGCCGCGGCGAUAUGAAUCUGGAUUUUGAUAAAAACAGAUCGUCGAUUCUCUACGACACAUACGUACGUUUCUGUAAAACUUAUUAUGGAUACGAUUUUUUCAAGCCGAAUCAAACUGUCGCGAAUUUUCGGCAAAAAAGUCCGUUUGUGAUUAUCGAUUGCUCUCGACAAAAUAAAUCGGUCAAGAGCGCAACCGUGGACGUGCGCAUAGAAUUCGAGUGUAAAGAGAACGUGCCCGCGAGUAUCACCGCGUACUGCCUCAUCAUACACGAUCAUGUGGUGUAUGUACAAUCGCGAUCAGUACAAUCCAUUGACCAAUGUUGUGCGCAAUAUUACUUAAGUCGCGACGGCACACUUUUAAGACUAUAUAAAAAUUUACAUACUGAAGUUGACCGCAGUCGGCUCAAUAAUAACAGUCAUGUCUGUACCAAUGUUUGUUAA
Molecule: messenger RNA, 738 nt
Organism: Monomorium pharaonis (pharaoh ant)
Lineage: Eukaryota; Metazoa; Arthropoda; Insecta; Hymenoptera; Formicidae
Exons: 1
Coding region: 1-738 (245 amino acids)
Source: RefSeq, a predicted model, not a curated record